AUGCUUCCUCAACAGGUUCGGAAUUCUCUCCAGGCACUGCAUAUCAGCAUCAAUGAGUUUUCUACGUUCGUAGCUUCUCGCGGUCUCGACGAUGACGUCUUUACUUCCACCACAGCAGAAGGCGGCCCCCGCCUUCAGGACACUCUUGCUCAGCUUCAACAACUCUGUGAGAUUGCAGAAGAGUUAGCAAAUGUUCUCCACGAAAUGCGUAGUCCCAUGCAGACAUCAGGAAGCUGCAGCACUGUCACGGUGCAUCAGCCUUUGGACAUAUCUCAAACCACUCAAGAAUGCAGAAAAUCAUACCAAGAUUCUCCUGUCGAAACUCGCUCUGUGGGUCUUGAGCACGAUAAAUCGUUUGAAAACCUACCUGUCUCUAGCCUUACCCGGGAUCUGCUGCGCAGAGGGGUACAUCCUAUCCGCUUUCCGAGGGAUCCAAGCCUCCAGAUCGGACCUAUUUAUCUCAGUGAUAUUGGAGAGGACGAAACUCCACUAAUCAACAUGCCCCCCAAGCGCGAUCCCUAUGAAGAACGGCCAGCCUCUUGCCCUGAGCCACUAGACCAGUUUGCACACUGUAAAAUCUUAGUAGCAGGGGAUAACUGGAUGAACCAAAAAAUCAUGGUGAAGUUCCUUGGGAAACUAGGGAUCCAUAAUAACGCCACAGCUUCAAAUGGCCAAGCUACGGUGGACGCUGUUCGAGAGUCGAUGGAGAUCUACCAACCUUUCGACUUUAUAUUCAUGGAUGAGCGAAUGCCGUUCUUCAGUUGCCGCGAAGCCACGGUUCUGAUUCGCGAGAUGGGAUUUCAAGGUCCAAUAUGCGCUUUGCUGGUCAAUGUGUCGUUAACAAGCAAGGAGAAAGCUUUCGACGCGGGUGUUACUACGAUUCUCCAGAAGCCAUUCCGGUUUAGUGCGGUUCGAGAUACCCUGGAGCAGUAUCUGACGCCUCUUGUCGAAAAGCCAAUAGUUGACGAAACGCCAUUACCACGACGGAAACCAGAUAUCAAGUCGAAACUUUAG
Bipolaris victoriae FI3 is the source of this 1014-nucleotide messenger RNA. RefSeq lists its product as hypothetical. Gene Ontology annotation, biological process: phosphorelay signal transduction system. Bases 1 to 1014 code for a protein of 337 amino acids. Lineage: Eukaryota; Fungi; Ascomycota; Dothideomycetes; Pleosporales; Pleosporaceae. The transcript is spliced from 2 exons. The record is from RefSeq and is a predicted model, not a curated record.